This is a messenger RNA of Triticum urartu, 1514 nucleotides long. The record is from RefSeq and is a predicted model, not a curated record. NCBI's taxonomy places the organism in Eukaryota, Viridiplantae, Streptophyta, Magnoliopsida, Poales, Poaceae.
CGUGUCUCUUGUCCUCUUCUCCGACCAUCCCCCGAAUCUAGUUACUUACAAGAGAAGGUAGCUAGUACCAGUAGUUCUGCAAUCCGAUCGACACAGCCGACAUGCUGAGGUUACUGAUCAUCUGGGCUGCGAUCUUGGGCUGCUGCCAUGGGCAGUCCGAAGUGUCCCGGAGGAACAGCCGCCUGAAGGUGAUGUCACCGCCGGAGCUCGAGGCCACAUACGACUUUGCCAUUGCCGACUUCGGUUUCCCGCAUCACGGUGGCUCCAUGACUGGCGUGGUGGUGUACCCAAGACACAACGGGCAGGCUUGCGGCGACUUCGAUGAAUAUGGCAUCUCUCUCCGUUCUCGCCGAGCUGGCGCACUUCCUGUUUUCUUGCUCGUCGACAGAGGAGAGUGUUUCUUCGCAACCAAGGUGAGGAAUGGGCAGAAAGCCGGAGCAGCAGCAGUUCUUGUUGCUGAUACAAAACUUGAGCCAUUAUUUGCAAUAGAAGGAGCAGAAAGCAGAAGCGCAAGCAAAACAGAUGCUUUACAGGAUAUCACCAUUCCUUCGGCACUAAUAACCAAAAACCUGGGGGACAGUCUCAAGAAAGCAAUGGAUAAUGGCGACUUGGUUAAUGUUAACUUGGACUGGGGGGAGUCCCGACCGUACCCUAAUGAGCGUGCUGAGUAUGAAUUUUGGACAAAUAGUAUGGAUGAAUGUGGUACAAAAUGCGAUAACCAGGUUGAUUUCCUGAAGAGAUUCAAAGGUGUAGCGCAAACACUCGAGAAGAAGGGCUACACGCAGUUCACUCCUCAUUACAUUACUUGGUAUUGCCCAGAGAACUUUGUCUUAAGCAAGCAGUGCAAGUCCCAAUGUAUCAACCAUGGGAGGUAUUGUGCACCAGACCCGGAACAAGGUUCCAGCAAAGGGUACAAUGGGAGAGAUGUGGUGAUUCAAAAUUUAUAUCAAAUUUGUGUGUUCAAAGUUUCAAAGAAGACUGGGAAGCCUUGGUUAUGGUGGGACUAUGUGACUCAUUUUGCUAUUAUGUGCCCAAUGAAGAAAAAGAUGUACACUCAUGAAUGUGCUUCCGGAGUAAUCAGAUCACUUGGCCUUAGUCAAAAAGCAGUUGAGAUGUGUGUUGGUGAUCCUGACAUGGACGAGGAUCAUCCUGUGCUAAAAGAUGAGCAAGAUGCACAGAUUGGCAAGGGUUCUCACAGUGAUGUUACUAUGUUACCAACACUUGUAAUCAACAAUAGACAAUACAGAGGGAAACUUGAAAAAGGAGCAGUUCUUAGAGCUCUCUGCGCCAGCUUUCGAGAAAAUAGUGAACCAUCUAUUUGCUCAAAUGAAGAAGAAGACAUACAAACCAAUCAAUGCUUGGACAACAAUGGUGGUUGCUGGCAAGAUAUGGCUGCUAACGUGACUGCAUGCAAGGACACCUCCACUGGAACAAUUUGUGAAUGUCCAGUUUUUCAAGGUGUGAAGUACAUUGGUGAUGGUUACAACCACUGUGAAGCAAACAUAGUUACCUAG